Molecule: messenger RNA, 3807 nt
Organism: Tachysurus fulvidraco (yellow catfish)
Lineage: Eukaryota; Metazoa; Chordata; Actinopteri; Siluriformes; Bagridae
Gene: ctdsplb
Product: CTD (carboxy-terminal domain, RNA polymerase II, polypeptide A) small phosphatase-like b
Exons: 8
Coding region: 644-1480 (278 amino acids)
Molecular function (GO): RNA polymerase II CTD heptapeptide repeat phosphatase activity
Source: RefSeq, a predicted model, not a curated record
CCUAGAAACUCCCACCUCCUCCUGCUGUGUCUGCGAUGUAGCUGAUGAAUUUUAAACACUCACCGCCACCAUAUUGGAACUAGAAUACUGAAAACACGGACAUUGCAAUAACAGCUUUAGAUGAUAACUCGAUUUAUUAUUUCCUUCAUGGUCACCGGAAUCCCCCCUUUUUGGACCGGUCCAUGUUUAUGGGCUUUGAGGUAAAUAGUAAACUCGCAGUUUGUGAACUAUCUUGUAGCGAAUAUUUAACUAGUCCGAUAACUAAAGCAACAGAGCGCUUAUUUAUUUAUAUAUACACAUGUAUAUAUAUAUAUAAAACUUAGACGAACAUUUUUAUGUGGAUACUUUUUUGCUCAGUCUAGUAACACAGGGUUUGAGAAAUAGCUAAGCUAAGCUAAUCCUGCGCGCGCGCGCUACUUCGAGUCAAGUUAGCACAAUAAAAAAAACAACCACGCAGCUAGCCGGUUAGCUAAUCAAUGCAUGUAAUGGUUAGUGGACUAGAGACAUGAUUUAUUAGGAACCGCUGCCGCCAGUCCGCGUUUGCUUUAGCCUUUUCUAGCUACGUCUACGCACUCGGGGUGGAGAACAUAACGUUAUAACUAGCUUAGCUUAGCUUAGCAAACAGGAAGAACCUGUCGUUUCCAUGGACAACACGUCCAUCAUAACGCAAGUUACAAAUCCAAAAGAGGAGGAGAGCCUAUCGUCAAAUCCUGAAAAAGUUUCGCUGUCCAGCAGCAGCUUGAAGAAGAAAACUCACCGCAGUUUAUUCAGCUCCUUCUUCUGCUGCCUGCGGAGUUAUGAAGCCGAUCCUCCCGCCAGCACCAACAACAACACCAGCAGCUCUCUGCCUCCGCCGGUGGAGGAGAACGGAGCGCCACCGAAGUGUGAGCAGGCUGAGGUCAUCCCUGUGCCCGGUCCUCCAGAGAAAUACCUCCUCCCCGAGGUCAACAUCAACGACUACGGAAAGAAGUGUGUGGUGAUAGAUCUGGACGAGACUCUGGUGCACAGUUCCUUUAAGCCUAUUAGUAAUGCUGAUUUCAUCGUUCCUGUGGAGAUCGACGGCACGGUGCAUCAGGUGUACGUCCUGAAGCGACCGCACGUGGACGAGUUCCUGCAGAAGAUGGGGGAAUUGUUCGAGUGCGUGCUCUUCACAGCCAGUCUUGCCAAGUACGCUGACCCCGUGGCUGACCUGCUGGACCAGUGGGGUGUAUUUCGGGCUCGGCUCUUCCGCGAAUCCUGCGUGUUCCACAGAGGAAACUACGUCAAAGACCUGAGUCGGCUCGGCAGAGAGCUGCACAACGUCAUCAUUGUGGACAACUCACCAGCCUCCUACAUCUUCCACCCCGAGAACGCUGUUCCCGUGCAGUCGUGGUUCGAUGACAUGACCGACACCGAGCUGCUGGACCUGCUUCCGUUCUUCGAAGGACUGAGCAAGGAAGAAGACGUGUACGGAGUUCUGCAGAACCUCAGAGGCAGGUAGCAAGCUGCAUCCUUCCUGCCUUACACGGGCACCGCAGAGGUCGGAGGGCAAAGGGCGUCCCUGCUCUCAUGGACUUCACCUCCCAGCAGCCCACUGCUCACUACACAGGAAGCGCCGACGCCUCCGAACGCCCACUACGGACCUUUUACAGCUCACGAGAGACCCACUUGCUUAAGUGCUUAAUAAUAAACCAAAAAAACGCCAAACCCCUUUUUUUCCCUUAAGGAUAGAAAGAGAAUCCAGAUAUUUGGGUUGAUUCUAUGCAGGCGUUAAAGGACUGUGGGUUUUCUUUCCUCUUCGCUGACCCAACAAAGUGCCUUUUUUGAAUGUCAUUUUUACUGGGAAAACAUUUUUGUACGUGAAAAUAUUUCCAGAGAUUUUCAGAAUUCUACUCUUUAAAAACAGAGACAGGUUGUUAUUUUUUGUUAAAGGCAGUGUUAUCGAAGGCUGGAAGUUCUUUUGUCUUUCCUUUAAUCGCCUCCAUCAGUGUUGUCGGUUUUUUUUGUUUUGCUUUCAGUCGCGCCAUUAUACAAACAUCGACCGUUUAUAGACGUGCGAACGUCUUGUCUCGUUAAAAGCAAAGGAACGAAUUUGCACUCAUUCACCGUACACACUGCUACGGCUCCUUCAGUUCGGUCCGUGAGACGAGGAACAAUCGGAGACGGCAGGAAAACAUUAUUUCACGCCGAGGCUUGUUUUGUUUUUACCGGGUUGUUGGAUUUUAGCUGCGAUGCUACAAAACACGCUGACAAUCGUGUCUGGCUGUUUCAGCACUCGUCCGGUGAACGUCGCGCGCUCGUUAUGGAUCAGCUGACUUUUAGCUUGUGUUUUUACAUUGCGUUUUAAAGCUGGUGUAACGUAGCCACCGUGCACAUCCCCUUACUCCUUUCAUUUUACAUGUGUAUAUAACAAUAAAGAGAGGUCGGGAGAAUCGCAUCCGCGUCGUGACAGGAUGCAACAAAUUGCCAACGUGUCCCUCAGGUGUUUGCUGAUAUUUAGUUUCCCGCCGUCGCAUCAGUCUAUAAUCUAAUCCUUUUAGUCCAAGACGCAGUUCUUUCUAGAACUGGCAUGAAUCUCUUCGUCCCGAAUGAGCUACCGUUUGCUCAGCAGCAUCCCUUUUUUAAAUAAGCGGAAUAAGAUUUUGCGCUCUAUACCUUAUACGUUAUCGGAGCAAACACACCUGCGGUUUAGUUCCAUCAGUUCCUUUGCUUUAUUUUCUAUUUUUCAUCACUUGAGAGUUCAAACUCUUUCUGAGCUGCACCCUGAGCUGCACCCUGCCGCUGCUAUGGCACACCAGACUUCAGUACCUCACACACACACACACACACAUCGCCCCGUCUCACUGCUCUGGUGUGUGUGAGAGAGAGAGAACGACCGAGAGCAUGCACAUGCUCUUAGUGGUGCAGUUUAAGUGAAGGUCCAACCGCUGAUUUGUUUGGAGCAGUGUAGAGGUGCUUCUUGGCUGUGUUUGUGCUUGUGUUGUGUGUGUGUGUGUGUGUGUGUGUGUGUGUGUGUGUGUGUGAAGCCUCUCUCACCAUGGUGCCUAGGAGAGGAGCAGCGGGGUAUCAGAGCUGCCAAACACGCAAUAACACCUCCUGUACUUUUUGUUGUUGUAUUGUUUUUUCUUGUACACACUACACCACGACCUGUUCGCAUUAAUUUCCCAUUUUAUACAAUUACACAAUUUUUAUUUAAAAUAUUUUUUUUGUGCUAAUGCCCCCCCCCCCCCCCCCCACCUCCUUCCUCCUCUGUCUCUGUUUUUCAGUUUGCUAAAUUGUCAGUAUUUCAUUACAAUCAGGCACCUUUUUUAUGACCCUGCUGCUGCUGCUGUUUUUUUUUUUCUUUCAUUCUUUCUUUUUUUUUCAUCUUUCCUGAUUUGAACCCUGUGUGUGGUUUCUGCUUUUCAGAACCAGUGUCAGAUUUAGUUUCCCCUUCACAUAAAACAAGGAGGAGCACUUUCGGUGUCGGUCAACAAUGUUUUAUUAUUAUUGUUGUUCUUUCAGCUUGUUUUGUUUUCUUUUUUCCCCCUCACUAAUAUUUAAUGGCACAACUAGUUAUCGUGUCGAGAUUACGUUUAGACUUGUUAAGCAUUACAUCCACUUGGGGUUCCGUUUUUGUUCGUUUUACGUUUUUUUUCUUUCUUUUUUCUUUUUUUUUUUCUUUUGGAAAGCCAUGUAGACAUUCAGUGCAGCUCUGAAAAUCAGUGACGAGAUUCUGCACAACGCCACGUUUGCAGUCUGUUUCGAGGUGAUGUGAUCCAUGGUUUGUUGCAAAUUUUCUUCCAAACUAUGAUGUUAUAUUAAAGCACCUUUUUAGGAAAAAAAAAA